AUGGCUACUAAUGCCUCCGCAAGCAUCAACGUCAACGACCCCGGUCUCAUCACCCUAGUGAACAAGCUCCAAGAUGUCUUCACCACAGUCGGAGUCCAAAACCCCAUCGACCUUCCUCAAAUCGCCGUCGUAGGUUCGCAAUCAAGUGGAAAGAGUUCGGUCUUGGAAAAUAUAGUCGGCCGCGACUUCCUGCCUCGAGGAACUGGUAUCGUGACAAGACGGCCACUCAUCCUGCAACUCAUCAAUCGAGCACCCCAACCCAAGUCGCAAGAGAACGGCGCAGCUGCCGAGGCUGUUGAUGGUGCUGCAGACAAGGAGUCCAACGUAGAUGAGUGGGGCGAGUUCUUGCACAUUCCUGGUCAAAAGUUCUAUGACUUCAACAAGAUCCGCGACGAGAUUGUGCGCGAGACCGAGUCCAAGACUGGUCGCAAUGCUGGCAUUUCACCUGCCCCCAUCAACCUGCGCAUCUACUCGCCAAACGUCCUGACUCUUACCCUGGUCGAUUUGCCCGGUCUUACCAAGGUGCCUGUUGGCGAUCAACCCCGCGAUAUUGAGCGUCAGAUCCGCGAGAUGGUCCUUAAGCAAAUCAGCAAACCUAACGCCAUCAUCCUCGCUGUCACUGCUGCCAACACCGAUUUGGCCAACUCGGACGGUCUUAAGCUGGCUCGUGAAGUCGACCCUGAGGGUCAGCGCACCAUUGGUGUUCUGACCAAGGUCGAUUUGAUGGAUGAGGGUACCGACGUUGUCGACAUUCUUGCUGGUAGAAUCAUUCCUCUGCGCUUGGGAUACGUACCCGUCGUCAACCGUGGCCAACGUGAUAUUGAGAACAAGAAGGCCAUCUCAUACGCCCUCGAGCACGAGCGUGCCUUCUUCGAGAACCACAAGGCUUACCGCAACAAGAGCAGUUAUUGCGGUACUCCUUACCUCGCUCGCAAGCUCAACCUGAUUCUUAUGAUGCACAUCAAGCAAACUCUACCCGACAUCAAAGCCAGAAUCUCUGCAUCCUUGCAAAAAUACACAGCCGAACUCAACACCCUUGGAGACUCGAUACUUGGCAACAGUGCAAACAUCGUCUUGAACAUCAUCACCGAAUUUUCCAACGAAUACAGAACAGUCCUCGAGGGAAACAACCAGGAACUUUCUAGCAUUGAACUCUCCGGUGGUGCCAGAAUUUCUUUCGUUUUCCACGAGCUCUACGCAAACGGUGUCAAGGCAGUGGAUCCCUUCGACCAGGUCAAGGAUAUCGACAUCCGCACUAUUCUCUACAACUCGUCUGGUUCUUCGCCUGCUCUGUUUGUUGGUACUACCGCGUUCGAGCUCAUCGUUAAGCAACAGAUCAAGAGGCUGGAAGACCCCAGCUUGAAGUGCGUUUCUUUGGUCCACGAUGAACUGGUCCGCAUCUUGGGUCAACUCUUGAACAAGCCUCUUUUCAGAAGAUAUCCUUCAUUGAAGGAGAAGCUUUACCAGACAGUCAUCAACUUCUUCAAGAAGUCCAUGGAGCCAUCUAACAAGCUUGUUAAGGAUCUUGUUGCCAUGGAGGCUUGCUACGUUAACACUGGCCAUCCAGAUUUCCUUAAUGGUCACAGAGCUAUGGCUAUUGUCAACGAGCGUCGUCACGCUUCUAGACCUACACAAGUUGACCCCAAGACUGGCAAGCCUUUGCCACCAUCCGCUGUGCCGCCGCGCGCUGCAAGCCCUUCAUUGUCUCUUGACGGAAAUGACACCUCGGGCGGUUUCUUCGGCAGUUUCUUCGCCAGCAAGAACAAGAAGAAGAUGGCUGCCAUGGAGGCACCCCCACCAACACUCAAGGCCAGCGGCACACUUAGUGAGAAGGAGAGUGAAGAAGUCGAAGUCAUCAAGCUCCUCAUCACUAGUUACUUCAACAUUGUGCGCCGAACUAUGAUCGACAUGGUCCCCAAGGCCAUCAUGUUGACCCUGGUGCAAUUCUCAAAGGAAGAGAUGCAACGCGAGCUCUUGGAGCAAAUGUACCGCACACAAGAGUUUGACGAUCUGCUCAAGGAGAGCAACUACACAGUGCGCAGACGCAAGGAGUGCCAGCAGAUGGUCGAGAGCUUGGGCAAGGCAAACGAGAUUGUCAGCCAAGUGCAGUAG
This is a messenger RNA of Aureobasidium melanogenum CBS 110374, 2112 nucleotides long. Its product is annotated as dynamin-1-like protein-like protein. The record is from RefSeq and is a predicted model, not a curated record. Bases 1 to 2112 code for a protein of 703 amino acids. Gene Ontology annotation, biological process: peroxisome organization. Lineage: Eukaryota; Fungi; Ascomycota; Dothideomycetes; Dothideales; Saccotheciaceae. Gene Ontology annotation, cellular component: cytoplasm; membrane; peroxisome. The transcript is spliced from 4 exons. Gene Ontology annotation, molecular function: microtubule binding; GTPase activity; GTP binding.